Messenger RNA from Polyodon spathula (Mississippi paddlefish), 1795 nucleotides. Its product is annotated as protein phosphatase 1 regulatory subunit 14A-like. The transcript is spliced from 4 exons. The record is from RefSeq and is a predicted model, not a curated record. Lineage: Eukaryota; Metazoa; Chordata; Actinopteri; Acipenseriformes; Polyodontidae. Gene Ontology annotation, biological process: regulation of phosphorylation. Bases 158 to 556 code for a protein of 132 amino acids. Gene Ontology annotation, cellular component: cytoplasm. Gene Ontology annotation, molecular function: protein serine/threonine phosphatase inhibitor activity.
ACACGAUUACGUGACUGACUGACGCGUGAUGCGGCUAUGUCCCUGAGCUCAGCUUCUCUUUAAACCCCAGUGAGAAAUAGGACCCGUGGGAUACUGCACUAUAGCCUUGCUGCAGAGCGUCUGGAGAAGCAUUCGCAGGCGAGGAGCGCAGUUGUGCAUGAUGGCAGAGAACAGGGUCGGUAAACGGUACCAGAACAAGAUGCAUUCGCCGAACCGGGGGGCCAUGGAACAGGGGCUCGGGCUGCAGAAGAGACAGGCGAGGGUGACUGUCAAAUACAACAGGAAGGAGCUGCAAAAACGUCUGGAUGUGGAGAAGUGGAUCGAAGACAGCUUGGAUGAGCUCUUCCCGGGGAGGGAAUCGGAGAUGCCUGAAGAAGUGAACAUUGAUGACCUGUUAGAUCUGCAGACCGACCAGGAGCGGCGACAGAAACUGCAGGAUAUCCUUCAUUCGUGCAAUGACAAUACAGAGGCGUUUAUCAAGGAACUGAUCCUAAAACUUCACAGUCUCCAGAAACAGGAAGAGCUUCACAACAACGGAGUCGACCCCCACCACUAGGGGGCAGAGUUUCUCCAAAACUCGCCCUUCACCCCUGUAUAUAGCGGCAGAGAGAUUCUUUUUUUUCUGCAAUGUGCCGAAGCCAAAGCUUCAUUUAUUGGCUGAAAGUAAAGCACGGCAUUCUGCUGAUCAACCUGGAUAACGCGUCGCGUCGCAGGGAAUAUAUUGCAAUGACCUCAAAGUGCAGCACCAUCUAGCUCUAUAAUAAUGCUCUACACAAUUAUUCUGCCUGAGUGAUUUAUUAACCCUUUUCACAUACAAUAAAGAUUGAUGUGUUAUGGUGGUGGUAGUAACGUUCGCCACAAUUUAGAUCAUUAAAAUAGACCCCGAAUGUGCUAAACUACACAGUUUUCUUCAGCAGCCAGGUGUUUUAUUGCAAUUAGACUAGGGGGUGGAGCUUUAAGCCCCGCCCGGUCCAAAGAGCCCCUCCCCCUUGGAAAAAAAUCACACACAUUUUAAAAAGAGGAUUUUUAACUUAAAGAAAAUAUUAACGUGUUUCACUGCACCAAAGUCAGUUUAUAUAACUGUAUUGUAUUCUUCUUGGACACUAAGUUGUUGUUUUAUUCUUUUUUUUAUAUAAUAACGGAAAUUAAGAUAUACUGCACAGUGUUUUUUUUUUUUUUUUUUUUAAGUGCUUUUGAAAUUGUAACAAACUGCCCCCCUCUCCCAGUUUUAUUAAAUGGAUUUUUUCCCAUAGCACACAGUGCCUCCUGCUGGCUGUAACUAAAGAAUUUCUUAAUUUUCUUUUAGUUAGAUAAACCACAAAAGGAAAUAAUAAUAAUAAUAAUAAUAAUAAUAAUAAUAAUAAUAAUAAUAAUAAUAAUAAUAAUACAAUUCAAUUUAAGAGGGUUUUAUGAAACUGUGGUGCUUUAGGGAAAUACUUUGUUGGUACGACAAUAAUGUUAAACUAUGCUAUUUAUAAGGAAAUAAACGUUAGCUAAGUAUUUCAAUAACUACAAUAAUAAUUAACAACAGUAAUGCCAUUACCAUACAAUGUACCAUUUGAGCUGCAAGGGAUUUUAACUAAUGCUUACUUUGAACUGCGUCAUUUUUUUAAGCAGUAAAGAGGGAGGCAGUUUAAAACACACACACACACACACACACACACACACACACACACACACACACACACACACACUGCUAAAAGUUAUUAAAAUGGCUAUGUUUUUUUUAACGGUUUUCUAUGCCCGUUGUGUGCACUCGUUGUGUGUCGAAUGAAAUAAAUCAAAUUAAACUCUC